GAGUGUUGUGUUUGGAAGUUGAAACUGUCUAUAGGCAGCAAACUGAACAACGUGUUUGUAUUAUGUGGUAGUAAAAGAUAAGCUGCUAAGAAGCCAUGGCCGGUGUCUGCUCUUUCUUCUCUACCACUUCCUCUGACGUUGUUGCCAUUUCACAUUCUCUUACACCAUCACUGUCUCUCAACAACACUACACUUUCAACAACAAGUAAAAGAAGAUGCAUUCUGAGGAGGACGAGAACUGUGAGGCCUCUUGUUUGUGCAGCCAUCAACAAUCCAUUACAAUACCGGAAACUUGGUGACUCUGACCUUAAUAUCAGUGAAAUCACUCUUGGUACUAUGACCUUUGGGGAGCAAAACACAGAAAAAGAAUCUCAUGACAUACUCAAUUAUGCAUUUGAGAAUGGCAUUAAUGCUCUUGAUACUGCUGAGGCAUACCCGAUUCCAAUGAAGAAAGAGACACAAGGAAAAACUGAUCUCUAUAUAGCUAGCUGGCUGAAAUCUCAAUCUCGUGACAAGAUUAUCAUAGCAACAAAAGUUUGUGGUUAUUCUGAGAGAUCGAGUUACUUACGCGACAAUGCAGACAUUUUGCGGGUUGAUGCGGCAAAUAUCAAAGAAAGUGUGGAGAAAAGUCUUAAGCGUCUUGGGACUGAUUAUAUUGAUUUGUUGCAAAUUCAUUGGCCAGAUCGCUACGUUGCACUAUUUGGUGAAUAUUCUUAUGAUCCUUCAAAAUGGAGGCCUAGUGUGCCAUUUGUUGAACAGUUGCAAGCUUUUCAAGAACUUAUCAAUGAAGGAAAGGUACGUUACCUAGGUGUUUCAAAUGAGACUUCAUAUGGAGUGAUGGAAUUCGUCCAUGCUGCUAAAGUUGAGGGACUUCCAAAGAUUGUCAGUAUCCAAAACAGCUAUAGCUUGCUCGUAAGAAGUCGUUUUGAAGUUGAUCUUGUGGAGGUUUGUCAUCCAAAGAAUUGUAACAUUGGCUUGCUGUCCUAUUCCCCACUAGGCGGCGGAACACUCUCAGGAAAAUAUAUAGAUAUAAAUUCUAAAGCUGCAAAAAGUGGAAGAUUGAACCUCUUCCCUGGCUACAUGGAAAGAUAUAACCAAUCGAUUUCACGGGAAGCAACUAUUAAGUAUAUUGAGUUGGCCGAGAAACAUGGUCUAACUCCUGUCCAGCUCGCGCUUGGAUUUGUGAGAGAUCGUCCAUUCAUGACGAGUUCAAUUAUCGGUGCAACUUCUGUGGACCAACUAAAAGAAGACAUAGAUGCUUUUACAACAACCGAACGACCUUUGCCAGCAGAAGUCAUGACAGGAAUUGAAGCUAUCUUCAAGAGAUACAAAGAUCCUAGCAUCCUUUAAAGACUAUACCUUUGAAUUUUUCGGGAUAUUCUUAUAUUAGUUCCAUGGAUAGAUACAUAUUGAAUCGAUACAUGAAUACUAGGGUUUAUAAAACUGUCUGCAUUACUUAUGAAAACGUUACGCGGCCUUACAAACUUGGUAUUGUAUAACCUAUGUUCAGUUAUUGUCAAUGAUCACAUGCAUUUAUACAAAUAACAUCACUAUUUAUUUGAUGACAAAACAAUAUGUGAGAAUAGUUGCUUUGACAUUGAAUAAAAAUAUAUUGUAGUUCCAA
Molecule: messenger RNA, 1623 nt
Organism: Medicago truncatula (barrel medic)
Lineage: Eukaryota; Viridiplantae; Streptophyta; Magnoliopsida; Fabales; Fabaceae
Product: protein tas
Exons: 8
Coding region: 96-1349 (417 amino acids)
Molecular function (GO): oxidoreductase activity
Source: RefSeq, a predicted model, not a curated record